AUGAACACCAACACCCAUCACAAAAGAUCAUUAGAGGAUUCUAAUGGGAAUGACACCAAGAAAUUGAAACAAGAGGAUCCAAAGUAUAUUUUACCAAAACAAGUGAAUACACACCCAGCCACUCUACCGGAAAGAAAGAAAAAUAUAGAAUACAUUCUUAACAUCCUAACUAAGAAACAACCAAAUAUCACCAAUCCAAAACUAAAAGCAAUAGAAAUCGAAUAUGAAAUAGCCAAAAAAUCAACCAAUGUGACUUACAAAACAGUAUUCAGACAAGAAGUAUUCAAAUUAACCAAACCAGUCAAAUCCCAACCUCUGUCACAACAACAACAACAACAACAACAACAACAACAACACCACCUCAAUAAAGUAGAUCAAGAAGCAAAAGAAUUGAAAAUCUUAAAGGAAAUGAUUAUUUCUCGGAAAACGUUAAUAGAUUUUGGAUACAUAAUGGACCCACCUGAAUCCAAACCAAAUGAAAAAAUCACAAGAAUUUGUAGUCGAUGUGGAACUGAAUUUCGUUUAGAUCAACAAUUACAACCAAUUGUUUGUGAAUUCCAUCACGGUAAGAAACAAAAAGGGAAAUAUCUAUGUUGUAUGUCCAAUGUGAAUGGACAACCUUGUAGUAAAGCCAAAAAUCAUGUUUAUUUAUUAAAUACACCAGAAGAAAAACAAGCAUUAUUACCAUAUAAAUCCACUAAAGAAUUAUUCACAACAAAGGGUAAAUCACAAGUACUUGGUAUUGAUUGUGAAAUGGGAUUUACCACAAAAGGAUUUGAAUUGAUGAGAAUUACCGCAAUUGAUUACUUCACUACAAAAACAGUUUUAGAUAUAUUCAUUAAACCCAUUGGUGAAAUAGUAGAUUUAAAUACUAGAUAUUCUGGUAUUCAUGAAUUGACGGAUGAUUUUUUGUCAUGGGAACAACUGAUGAAGAAAUUAGGUGAAGUAAUGGAUUCAGAAACAAUAUUAAUUGGUCAUGGAUUAGAAAAUGAUAUGAAUGCCAUGAGAUUAAUACAUGAGAAUAUAAUUGACACUUCUAUACUUUUCCCAAGUAAAUGGAAAACUGGUCCAAAUAAACGAUGGAGUCUAAAAGAUUUAGCAUUCGAAUAUCUUAGUCGUAAAAUUCAGACUGGUGAACAUGAUAGUGGUGAAGAUUCUAUUGCUGCAAUUGAUAUUGUGAAACAUUUUGUCAAAAAACAGUUGACGUCUGUAGGUACAUCUAUUAAAAAGUAA
Molecule: messenger RNA, 1233 nt
Organism: Candida dubliniensis CD36
Lineage: Eukaryota; Fungi; Ascomycota; Pichiomycetes; Serinales; Debaryomycetaceae
Gene: REX3
Product: RNA exonuclease
Exons: 1
Coding region: 1-1233 (410 amino acids)
Cellular component (GO): nucleus
Molecular function (GO): exonuclease activity; nucleic acid binding
Source: RefSeq, a predicted model, not a curated record